UAUUCGGGGUAAAUAAAAUUAGACAUCACUGUACCAAACAACUGAUUCAACUAAGUUAUAUCAUGGGACAUAGUGAAAGUAAGAACGAUACCUACGCGUAUCAUCCAGCGAAAACAGAAGAUAACGUAUACUUGAGGUCAGAGUUCCGUGCCAUGGAUACAGACGCAGACGGCACGCUAAACCGGAAAGAGAUCACUAGACUCCUUAUGUUUCUGGGUUACGAUGGCGAUUAUGACAGAGUAGAGGUUUUAUUUAGGGCUAUCAACAAUAACAGAUCUGAGCACGUGACAAUGGACGAAUACAUAGCCGUACUUGAACAUAACCCAGAUUUGAUGAAGAGAACGAGCAGAAUGAGAGUGAUAUUUGGGACUUUUGACGACAAUAAGAAUGGAUUUGCUGACAAGUCAGUAAUCGGGAUGAGACUCAAACAGAUGGGAUACGAAGUCAAUGAGGCAAUGAAAAAGAAAUUCGAUGAUUUAGAUGAAAACAAAGACGGACAAAUUAGUUACGUUAAGUUUUUGCGUAACCAUUUAGAAAUCAAAGGAUUUUUGUCGUGAAUCGAAUAAAAUGGGAGGACUGAGAAGAUAAAUACCAGUAUAAUUAGAUGACCUGCUGUUUGGGGUUAUGUUGCAUCUUGGAAACAAAAUCGAGACUCGAGACAAUUUCUCUAUUAGAUCUUAUUGUCUUUCAACUUUUACACACAUAGAAUAUCUCUUGACACUUUUCUUGCAAGAUGAGAUUUUUAAUGUCGGGUGACACGUGUGUUGAUGAAAAUAAUAACACUUCCGGUGUAUCUGGUAUUGCCUGCCAGAGUGUCUUGUAGGAGUCAAGGAUGCAUUGUCCCUUGCUUUUCUGUCUCCUCUCCUCAGUUCUUGCUGAUGUUAUUUCAUGUCGAUUUGUUUUUGUACAUGUAUGUCGACGUUGUAUUUCAUCCUAUCUUUGUGUGUUGACGCUGUGAUAUAGUUUGUACUUGAGUGUAGACGCUGUAGUAUAGUUUAUCCUUGUGUUGACGUAAUGGUGUAAUGAUAGAGAAAUCUUAACCCAAUAUUUUUGAAAUACAACACGAGGCGACGGUUGAGAUUUCUCUGUCUACAUCUGACCGGAGUAAUUGAUUCCUUUUCUCGUGCUGCUACGGUGAACUCGAUGCACCGCGCCAUUUUCAAGAGUGCAUGGAAUUAUGUGAUAAAAUUGGUGACGUUACGCUACAUAAAUAGAUGACGUGAUGGUGACGUAUUCAGCAUAAAAACGCGUGUGAGCUGUCUUUGCCUAGGUAGAUAAAGCUUUGCCUAGGUAUAUAAAGAAAAGCCUAUUUUCCCUCGCAAAAACCAACAAUUAACGUGUGCAUGGUGGGAGAAAAGUGUUUUUUAGGACCCUAAUUUAAAAGUAAAAUUCCUGGUAUGACAUUUUAAACACUUGAACUUACAUAUAAAUGUAUUAUUUCAAUAUUCUCAAAUCGUGUCAUGUUCCAUAUAUAGAGGGUCCCAACUCGUGAUGGUUGGUUAUCAUGUUCAUCUAACUCGAGUUAGUUAAUCUUCAAAUUGUACAAUUUGAAAAUUAACUUACGAAAGUUAGAUAGAUGUGAUAACUAAUCAUCACGAGUUUGGGGACCUGUUUCUCCUCAUAACGUUCGUAUUUUAUCUGAAAACCCACAUUUUCCCAUUGGAAAAUACAUCAUGUGUGUUUCCGAUGGGGGAAACAAUUGUCAUGGAGCAUGACGUCACAAUGGCAAAUGACGUCGAAAAGCAUUGUUACGUGACAUCAUAAAUCAAAGAUUGACCAAUGAAAUCACGUCCAGGGUGUUACCCACUAGUGGGUAGUCAAAAAUGGUUACGUACUCCUAACAGGUCUAUCCAAUGAGUUCUGAGUGAGGAAACCUACAGUGGUUGUGGGAGAAAAACGUAUAUGACGUCACUUUGUUGGUAUUCAUUAUUGACAGAUACAGGUAAACAAAUGGUCGGACUGCCUGUACUUUAUAAUAUCUACAUCGUGUAUAGUAUACAAACGCGUUGAUGUAUGUUUUGUUUUAAUUAGACUACGGCGGCUGCUUUGUGUCACCAUAGGACGUCAAUAAUUCGGUGUUUUAAAUGUUUUAAAGCCUAUACAAUUUUAUAAAUGGAGUCUUACAAGAUUAGAUUUGAAGAUGUUGGUGCUAUUUUAAGAACAUGAUUUACUUUGUGGUUGAAUUAUACUCGUAUUAAAUAUAAGUUCUUGUGUGCAAUGUUUAUAAAUAAACAUGUAAUAUU
Mizuhopecten yessoensis (Yesso scallop) is the source of this 2243-nucleotide messenger RNA. RefSeq names its product calcium-dependent protein kinase 24-like. NCBI's taxonomy places the organism in Eukaryota, Metazoa, Mollusca, Bivalvia, Pectinida, Pectinidae. The coding region runs from base 63 to 557 and encodes 164 amino acids. The record is from RefSeq and is a predicted model, not a curated record. Gene Ontology annotation, molecular function: calcium ion binding. The transcript is spliced from 4 exons.